This is a messenger RNA of Drosophila mauritiana, 1000 nucleotides long. Its product is annotated as probable pseudouridine-5'-phosphatase. Gene Ontology annotation, molecular function: phosphatase activity. The coding region runs from base 171 to 866 and encodes 231 amino acids. The record is from RefSeq and is a predicted model, not a curated record. The transcript has 4 exons. NCBI's taxonomy places the organism in Eukaryota, Metazoa, Arthropoda, Insecta, Diptera, Drosophilidae.
UCACACAGCGCCGGGCAGAAAGCUCGCGGAAAAAUUUGGAAGAGGCGGAAAAGUACGAGACGCGCGAUAUUGCAAAAGGCGGAAGCAGAUUACGUGUAGCCAGGAAACGAACUUGUUGACUUCGUAACAUUACAUAAUCGGGAGCCCAGAGUGGGGAGAACUGCUGCGAGAUGGCCAACAAAGUGCUGCGAAAGGUGACGCACUGCGUCUUCGACAUGGACGGCCUGCUGCUGGACACCGAACGCCUCUAUACGGUGGCCACCGAAAUGAUCCUCGAGCCCUACGGCAAGGCAUAUCCCUUUGAGAUCAAGGAGCAGGUCAUGGGCCUGCAGACGGAACCGCUGGCCCGGUUCAUUGUCGAGCACUACGAGCUGCCGAUAUCGUGGGAGGAGUACGCACGCCAGCAGCGCGCCAACACCGAGAUCCUGAUGCGGAACGCCCAAUUGAUGCCAGGUGCUGAGCGCCUGCUGCGUCACCUGCACGCCAACAAGGUACCCUUUUGCUUGGCCACCAGCUCCGGCGCCGACAUGGUCGAGCUGAAGACAGCCCAGCAUCGGGAGCUGUUCUCCCUGUUUAACCACAAGGUCUGCGGCUCGUCGGACAAGGAGGUGGUCAAUGGCAAGCCUGCGCCCGACAUUUUCCUAGUGGCCGCCGGCAGAUUCGGUGUGCCGCCCAAACCGUCCGACUGCCUGGUGUUCGAGGACUCGCCGAACGGCGUGACGGCUGCCAACAGCGCCGGAAUGCAGGUGGUGAUGGUGCCGGACCCACGACUGUCUCAGGAAAAGACCUCGCACGCCACCCAGGUGCUGGGUUCCCUGACGGACUUCAAGCCGGAGCAGUUCGGACUGCCCGCCUUCACGGAUUGAACUUAAUGGCUGACGUACUUUUUGUAGCUAAGAGAUGCUAUUGCUGUAAUUGGAAAUCGAUGUACCUACCAAGAAAAUGAAUUUAACUGUAAAUGUUAUCCGAUAUACACGUAUACGUAUGUGUGCACAUAGCA